AUUUGGCAGGUAGCUAAAAACAAGCUGAACUUCACAAACUCUUUCAAAAUGAAGCUGUCAAUCAUUCUCGGAGUUAUCCACAUGAUGUUUGGUGUUUGUUUGAGUUUCUUCAAUCACAGACAUUUUAAGAAGCCCUUGAACAUUGUGUGUGAGUUCAUUCCACAAGUAUUAUUUCUGGGCUGCAUCUUUGGCUACCUUGUUAUUCUGAUAUUUUACAAGUGGAUUUCCUUUAGUGUAACAAGCAAGCAUCUUCCAAGUUUGCUUUUGGCAACCAUCAACAUGUUCUUGGCAUUUGGUAAAGAUAUCAAAGAUGAAGAUCUUUUGUAUUCUGGACAGUCUGCCAUCCAGCCCUUGCUUGUUGUAACAGCUGUUUUAUGUGUUCCAUGGAUGCUUUUACUAAAGCCACUAUAUCUCAGACAUCAACACAAAAAGAAACAAGAACCGGAGGGAUUUCAUCGCUUGCGAGGUGAGACUAGCUCAGACUCAGAACUUCCAAGAGGCAUACAAGAUGAAGCUCAGGGAGAAGUAAUCCACAAUGAAGAAUUUCAGAAACAGCAAGCUUCUGARCACGAAGAGGAGUUUGACUUUGGUGARGUAUUUGUCCAUCAGGCUAUCCAUACAAUUGAGUACUGUCUUGGWUGUAUUUCAAACACAGCCUCUUAUCUACGUCUUUGGGCUCUGAGUUUAGCGCACGCUGAGCUUUCCGAGGUUCUUUGGACCAUGAUCCUCCACCUUGCAUUGCCAAUGAAAGGAGCGCUUGGAAUAGUGGGUACAUUUGCAUUGUUCACCGUGUGGGCAGAACUSACCAUUGCAAUUUUACUCGUCAUGGAAGGACUGUCGGCCUUUUUGCAUGCUCUUCGUCUUCAUUGGGUGGAAUUUCAAAGCAAGUUCUACACUGGCGCUGGAUACUUGUUUAUGCCGUUCUCUUUUGAGCACAUUCUGUCGGGUGAAGAUGGAGAUUAAAGUCAUUCAAGACAACUGGUGCUUUGAGUUGACGCACCGUGAAUAUGCAUUAUGAUCAUUUCGACAUGGAUGGAAUAAUGGGCCUGGAAUAAUUAUUGUAGAAUGAAACUAAUGCUGAAUAAAAUAGGUUGGGAAAAAGAG
Messenger RNA from Exaiptasia diaphana, 1104 nucleotides. Its product is annotated as V-type proton ATPase 116 kDa subunit a. Gene Ontology annotation, cellular component: plasma membrane; vacuolar proton-transporting V-type ATPase complex; proton-transporting V-type ATPase, V0 domain. Gene Ontology annotation, molecular function: ATPase binding; proton-transporting ATPase activity, rotational mechanism. NCBI's taxonomy places the organism in Eukaryota, Metazoa, Cnidaria, Anthozoa, Actiniaria, Aiptasiidae. The record is from RefSeq and is a predicted model, not a curated record. Gene Ontology annotation, biological process: proton transmembrane transport; vacuolar acidification.